AAAAUCCCAGACAUCCUUCAUUCUUUCACUGUCAGGGCUUCAGGGUCUUUGAAAUUCCCCGCCAUCACAAAACCCCUCUCCCCUUCACUCUCCAAGCGUUUGCUUCCUUCGCAGCCAAUCAAAGAGCUUUCUGCCCGACCUGCUACCCUGAUUGAUUUCCAAGCAGUUUGUCUGAUUCUACCAUCUUGCCACUUAGCAGUAACCAGUAAGGCAUGGAACGAUUCCAGCGAUUGAGCCUUUUCAGUAGCUGCUUUUGGACAACAUGGGAGACCUGCCAAGGGAGGAUAAUUCGAAUACACUACGGGUGCUUGUCGCGACAGACUGCCAUCUCGGUUACAUGGAGAAGGAUGAAGUAAGGAGGCACGAUUCUUUCCUAGCAUUUGAGGAGAUAUGUAAAAUAGCGGACGAAAAGCAGGUUGACCUCGUGCUCCUUGGUGGGGACCUUUUUCAUGAGAACAAGCCCUCAAGAACAACAUUAGUUAAGGCCAUUGAGAUCCUCCGUCGGCAUUGUUUGAAUGAUCGACCAGUGCAGUUUCAAGUUGUCAGCGAUCAGACCGUAAAUUUUGCGAAUCUAUUUGGCCACGUAAACUAUGAAGAUCCACACUUCAAUAUUGGUCUUCCAGUGUUUAGCAUUCACGGAAAUCAUGAUGACCCUGCUGGUGUGGACAACCUAUCUGCAAUUGAUAUCCUGUCAGCCUGCAAUCUCGUGAACUACUUUGGGAAAAUGAUUCUUGAGGGUUCUGGGGUUGGUCAAAUCACACUGUAUCCAAUCCUAAUGAAAAAGGGUUCGACAAAUGUUGCUUUGUAUGGGCUUGGUAAUAUUAGGGACGAGCGGCUGAAUAGGAUGUUUCAGACUCCACAUGCUGUACAAUGGAUGAGGCCUGAAGUUCAAGAAAGUUGCGAGGUGUCGGACUGGUUUAAUAUCCUUGUACUUCAUCAGAACAGGGUGAAGACGAACCCAAAGAAUGCCAUAAAUGAGCACUUUCUGCCCAGGUUCCUGGACUUCAUUGUAUGGGGCCAUGAACAUGAAUGUCUUGUUGAUCCACAGGAAGUUCCAGGCAUGGGAUUUCACAUCACACAACCGGGGUCUUCUGUUGCAACAUCACUGAUUGAUGGAGAAUCAAAGCCUAAGCAUGUUCUGCUUCUAGAAAUUAAGGGAAAUCAAUAUCGUCCAACCAAGAUACCUCUGACAUCAGUGAGGCCUUUUGAGUACACUGAGAUCGUGCUGAAAGAAGAAACGGAUAUCAGUCCAAAUGACCAAAACUCAAUUCUGGAACAUCUGGACAAAGUGGUCAGUAAUCUGAUAGACAAGUCUCGGCGAAAUGCCACUAGCAGAUCUGAGCUCAAGCUCCCACUGGUCAGAGUCAAGGUGGAUUACUCAGGCUUUAUGACAAUAAACCCUCAACGAUUUGGGCAAAAGUAUGUUGGAAAGGUUGCUAAUCCUCAAGAUAUUCUUAUAUUCUCAAAGGCUUCCAAGAAGGGUCGAAAUGAAUCUGUAAUUAGCGAUGCAGAGCGCCUUCGCCCAGAAGAAUUAAAUCAGCAAAACAUAGAGGCCCUAGUAGCUGAAAGUAAUCUGAAAAUGGAGAUUCUUCCUGUCAAUGACUUGGAUGUUGCACUGCACAAUUUUGUUAAUAAAGAUGACAAAAUGGCUUUCUAUACAUGCGUGCAACAUAAUAUCCAAGAAACACGUAGUAAACUUGCGAAGGAUACAGAUGGUGCAAAAUUUGAAGAGGAUGAUCUCAUUCUUAAAGUUGGAGAAUGCUUAGAGGCAAGGAAGCUCUAUAAAUCUCUUUCUUCCAAAUCCAAUUUUGGCUGUCAACUUCACUCCUUGUUGAUACAGGAUUUCAGAAGUACAACUGCUCCAGGAACGGGAAGUGCUAUUUCCUUUAGCGAUGAUGAAGAAACAACCCAGGUGUCUGGGGCAAGGUCUACAGCUAGGGGUAGGAAAGGGAGUACUACUCGUAAUGCUUCAGAAGCCAGCAAGAGCAAAACUUCCACUAGAGGAAGGGGGAGAGGCAGAGGCUCAACAAGUAGUAUGAAGCAGACAACUCUUGAUUCUGCUCUAGGUUUUCGGCAGUCACAAAGAUCUGCAUCAGCUGCCACAGCCGCUGCAGUGAGAAGCAUUGUUAAUGUGGAUGAAGAUGUGGAUGAUGCUUCUAGUGAAGAGGCAGAAGCGCAUGAAAUUAACGACAUUUUGUCUGCAAAGGACGAUGAUGAACCGGUUAGAGGCAAAGGGCGGAAAAGAGCGGCAGCACCAAGGGGAAGGGGUAGAGGGACUGCAACAUCAAAACGUGGAAGGAAAGCAGACAGCCCUGCAGGGAUCAAGAGAAUGCUAAUGAGCAAAGAUGAUGAUGACGAUGAUGAUGAAGGUGACAGGGCUAAGCUAUUGAACAAGUCCCAAACAAGGGUAACGAGGAAUUAUGGCGCUUUAAGAAGGUGAAAUCCGAGAAGCACGAAGGAACUCCUGUUGCAAAUUCUGGCUGUGGGAAUCGAAUGUUAGCAGAUUUUAUUAAGUGUUAAGCUCGAAUUCCAGCAACGGUAAAAACCAAGGAUGCCCCACAUUUGCUAAUGCUAGUAAUGUUGUAUCCGGCAGAAACCAAACAAAUUAUGCUCAAAAUUUUGUCUCCACCAAGCAGUGUUAAUUAACAUAAACCUAGAUGCAAAUCAACGAUGAACAUAUAUUAGAAAUACAACUUCGAUAUAUCAUAUGUCGAGCUUUGGCGUUAAUCUGCACAUAUGAUUUGCGAACGAGCUUAGACAGAAAGGUGGAAACCAGUCUUCACCUCAGACUCUUUGGAACUUCAUUAGAGUUGCAUAGAGUUUCUUUAAGUAGAAUACUUGCACAGAAAGAGAGGGCACAAUGAACGAAUAUCAUUAGCCAGCCCAGGACCCAAAAAUUUCCUGACGUCUGCCUGUUCAACCUCCCCAGUUAUCCACUACUACCUCUUCAUCCUCAGUUAUCUCCCCAGUUAACUACUCUUCUACCCUUUUCUUAAGCCAUGAAGUGCAGGGGGAAAAAAAGACUACUGAAACCCUAGAAGAAAUUCGACAUUGAGUAGUAUAUGUACAAGCUAGUUAAUUCUAUCUAGCACACAGUCCCUCGACCUGUUUUACCGAAAGUGGAGCUUCUGAGUUGUAGCAACUGGACGUUGUUUCCCCAUUAUUGGAUGAUUGCAAGGUUUUCCCUUCGGAUUAUCCAAGCUUGUUAUGUCUCCUUUUCUCGUUGUGUUGAGUGGUUUCUUUGACUGGCCGGUCAUUAAAACUCCACAUUCAACAACGCUGCCUUUCGGCUUUCUGCAGGUUCUUGCUUUGUCGUUCUCUUUUCCAGUGCCUACCAGCCUAUUUGCCCCAGCUAUGCCAAGCUUCUGGUGUGUUGCUGCAGCACCAAUUAACAAGCCCUUUCCAUUAACUCGAUGCAGUUGCAGAGUUUCCAUAGGUGCAGUUUGAAUAAGAGCCUUGCCUUUGGUAUGUUGUGGGUAUGCUGACGACUUUUCUAGAUUAACUUUGUUUACCAAUCUAGUAUUGCGAGGCCCAUCCUUCAGCUGAAUGUUAGAAGAAUCCCUCAAAAUUCUAGAACCUUGUACUGUUUUUAUGGCUGCCAUGCCGUUACUUGCCACAUUUCUGCUAUCUGAAGUCCAUUCUUUGCCCCGCAGGAGUGGGAUACCAGAAAACUUAACAUCAGCACCAGGGUUUGAAGAUGAUGAUAUACCAGGCUUGCUAGAUAAAGACCUAAAAUUUGGUUUACUCUUAACAUAAGGACAAGGUUUUGAAGAAGAUUCUGUACUAGACAUGCCAGAUGAAGACCUGCGCUUUGGUUUACUCUCAUUGUAAGUACAAGGGUUUGAAGAUGAUCCCACAGUAGACUUGUCUGAUGAAGACUUGCAGACUUCACUGUCCUUAACAUCAUCACCAGGGUUAACGGAAGAAGAUCCCACACUAGACUUGGCUGACGAAGACUUACGAACUCUGUUGCCAAUAACAUCACUAGAAGAGUUAGAAGAAGAUCCCCAACUAGACUUUCCGGAUGAAGGCCUGCAACUUUUUUCACUGUUAAGAUUGAAACCAGGAUUCAAAGAAGACCCUACACCAGACUUGUUGGACAACGACCAACGAUUAGUAGUUUGUAUUGAACCAUUGUUCGUUUCCACCCUUGCUGCUUGUCUUCUAACACAACUCUUCCGAAGGCUGAUCCUUACUUCAGCUAAAAUACUGCUUUUGUUACCUAAUGCUUGACUAAAUGACUCGUGGUGCCUUCUGUGAGGUUGCUGAAAAGUCUCAGAUGUAAGGGUACUCGUAUUGGAUUCACCAGCUCUAUCCCCAGAACUUGAGCCAUCUUUUGAAUGCUGACCAUUACCCAGAGGAAGUGUAUUGCCUUCCUUGAUGCAACCAGUUGAAGCACUCUCCGAAGCCGAAUUCACUAGCGAAUUUGAAGUUCCUCCAGACUUUACAACACUUAUUUUGGGCUUUCUCACAUCAUCCAAAACUGAGUUCACUAAUGAAGACUUCCCUCUUAAAGCUUUUACUGGAUGUUGCUUGUUCAUUACGAGGUCAUGACUACCCUUCUGAAAUUUCUUUCCGGCAAGGUGUUUGCCCCUUGAUCGUGAUACCGAGGAGGGAAGCUGUGGUGAAGACUGUCCUACUAAGCCAAACUCUUCAUUGCUGCAAUGUCUAAAUGCUGCUUUCAACUGUUUAGAAGACAGCUGGUGAAACUGAUGGCUGAUUUGAAACCAUUGGUCAUCGCUGUCACUAUAAUCAGCUUCUUGAGCAAGAUCUACCCACAUUGGAGCUUCAAUCUCCUCCUACACAAACGCCCAGUGAUCUUUAGCAUUCUUAGAAGCCAUUUCCGUCUUCCUUUCCUUCUGAAUCCCAGAAAAUUCUUCAACCUAAACUGGUGAACUCGGGAGAAAAGUCUCUCUUAGCUACCUGGAGAUGCAGAAUUCAGGAUCGUCCAUCCUUCUCCCUCCAUUUCUUCUUCUUCUUCUGGACGCUUCGCCGAUGGGCUCCUUACCUUGGUUUUCUGUUCCUUCUAUUUAGGGGGAAUUCCCGGUACAGAAAUUGGGUGGUGGGAGAGGGAG
This is a messenger RNA of Linum tenue, 5075 nucleotides long. Lineage: Eukaryota; Viridiplantae; Streptophyta; Magnoliopsida; Malpighiales; Linaceae. The record is from the annotation of a GenBank genome assembly.